Trichoderma asperellum CBS 433.97 is the source of this 964-nucleotide messenger RNA. RefSeq lists its product as uncharacterized. The record is from RefSeq and is a predicted model, not a curated record. Gene Ontology annotation, biological process: endosome transport via multivesicular body sorting pathway; late endosome to vacuole transport; protein transport. Lineage: Eukaryota; Fungi; Ascomycota; Sordariomycetes; Hypocreales; Hypocreaceae. Gene Ontology annotation, cellular component: multivesicular body; ESCRT III complex.
CACGCAGUUCUUCCUCACUGCCGCAUCUACAGCACCGCACCGCACUGCGACUGCUUCCUUUCCACAGGACGAACCCUGAAUCAUCAUGAAUAUCCUAGAAUGGGCGUUUGGCAAGCGCAUGACGCCGGCCGAGCGCUUGCGCAAGAACCAGCGCAUGCUGGAUAAGGCCAUUCGAGAACUCGACCAGACGCGUGUCAAGCUGGAGAAGCAGGAGAAGACGCUGAUACAGCAAAUCAAGACGAGCGCCAAGAACGGACAGAUGGGCGCUUGCAAGAUCCAGGCCAAAGAUCUGGUGCGCACACGGCGGUACAUUGAAAAGUUUUACGGCAUGCGCAGUCAACUACAAAAGAUUUCUCUGCGGCUGCAGACCUACCGGACGAACGAGCAGAUGAUGCAGGCCAUGAAGGGUGCUACGAUGGCAUUGGGUAGCAUGAACAAAUCCAUGAACCUGCCACAGCUCCAGCGGAUUGCCAUGGAAUUCGAGCGAGAAAACGACAUCAUGGAACAGAGGCAAGAGAUGAUGGAUGACGCCGUUGAUGAUGCCAUGGACGUUGGAAUCGAAGAAGAAGGCGACGAGGUUGUUGAGCAAGUGUUGGAAGAGAUUGGAAUAGAUCUAAACCAGGCUCUUGGGGAGACCCCAACCGCCUUGGGCAAUUCUGCUGUGUCUGAGGGCAAGAUUGCGCAGGCCGUUGGCGCUGGAGGUGGAGGCGGAAGCGGUGACCCAGUUGACGACGACCUCCAAGCCCGACUCGACAGUCUUCGAAAGUGAACAACUUCACGACCCAGUCACGAACAGAAUAACCAAGGAAGGGGUCUAUUGAUAGAACCGUCUUUGAAUGGAGCCUGCCAAGUUAAAAAGGAUGUCUCUCGAGAAUGUCUCUUGCUGAGGAACUGCAUCCCGUUAUGAUGCAAGAGAAACAUUCAAAAGAUGACGGCCUCUACAGAGGAUCGUAAAGUCUGAGGA